ACAAUUUAUCUGCAAAUAGAAAUUCCCUCACCACUUAAUAUAAUCCCAUGGUCCCCAAGACUUAUUGAACCAUUCCAAUAACAUCUCUUAACUUCCCAUUUGCAGGUUGUUUAUCUCCUGGACUUGUUGAAAGUAAAUGAUCAGGCUAAAUGUUUAUUGCUCUUUACUUUCAUGUCCAAGUCAAAAAGUCAAGGAUCACCGGAGGAUUUCUCCAUUCAAUGCACGAAAAUGGAAUCCGGGUUCAUCUCAAAGGUUUAUUACUAGCAUGGCUCUAAAAGAUGAGAUGGAUGGAAGAUUCAGCAACUUACCUGGCCAGAGUUGGGAACCUGGCCUGGAAAUUGAGGUCCCUUUUGAGCAAAGGCCGGUGAACGAAUACUCAUCUCUGAAAGAAGGACCGUUGUACUCUUGGGGCGAACUGAGACCGCAAUCCUUUUUCCUACGGCUUGGAGGCCUCUGGUUGGUCACAUUCACUGUUCUUGGAUUGCCGAUAUCAGCUGCAAGCUUUAAUCCUUCACAUGAUCCUUUACGAUUUUUACUAGCUGCAGGAACAGGAACACUUUUUCUUGUCUCAUUAGUUGUUCUCAGGAUUUAUCUGGGAUGGAGUUAUGUCGGUGACAGACUGUUAUCAGCAGUGAUACCCUAUGAAGAGAGUGGUUGGUAUGAUGGACAAAUGUGGGUAAAGCCUCCAGAGAUUCUGGCCCGUGAUAGACUAUUGGGGUCAUACAAGGUCAAACCAGUUAUCAAAUUGCUGAAACAAACGCUAGUUGGAACAGGUGCGUUACUUGUUACAGCGGUUUCAUUGAUCAUUUUUGCCACACCAGUAGAAGACUUCAUCCAAAACACUUUUGCAAUGAAAGGGAAUGUUGUGGCUACAAAGUCCGGUGUGAAUAUGAGCAAAGAGGAGCUCCUAAGCUUACCACUGGGUGUGAAGGCUGAUGACGAUUUAGCAGCAGCUGCUGCUGAGGCUGCUGAUGGAAGGCCAGUCUACUGCAGGGACAGGUACUAUCGUGCUCUGGCAGGAGGGCAAUACUGUAAGUGGGAGGACCUGCUAAAGUAAUCAGGAAACGCACAGAAGCAAAUAUUCAUAUUAUACACCUAUGUUCAAUUGUGUGAAAAAUCAUAUUCAGAUGUAUUUUGCGAUUUUGAGAUGGUAGUCGGAGAGAGCUGAAGAAAAGACAGCAAAGACAUAGAACUUGAAGAAAUGAAGAAAGGUUACAUUGAUGGGCAGACUAAUAUUAGCAUGCAACUAGAAUGCUGUGUCAUUUGUAUAGACGUAUAUAUAGUAUUAAAAGUAUAAACAGGAAUCGCCAUCUUUCAAGUAUUUCUUGCUUACAUUACGAGAUACUUGGAUCGCAUGAUUUUAC
Messenger RNA from Cynara cardunculus var. scolymus (artichoke), 1364 nucleotides. RefSeq names its product protein CONSERVED IN THE GREEN LINEAGE AND DIATOMS 27, chloroplastic. The transcript has 7 exons. The coding region runs from base 137 to 1057 and encodes 306 amino acids. NCBI's taxonomy places the organism in Eukaryota, Viridiplantae, Streptophyta, Magnoliopsida, Asterales, Asteraceae. The record is from RefSeq and is a predicted model, not a curated record.